UUUGACUUUGUCGAGUCAAAGUUUAACGACGAUAGGAGGUAUUUGAAGGUAGAGGAGAAUCUGAGAAGUAACUGGUACAGUGUACAAAGUGUGUUAAAGUUGAGAAACUGUAAUAAUAUAUUAUCUUUUAAACGUGAAAUAGCAACACAUUCAAAAUUCAGAGCGAUGGCGUUGAAUAAACUCAGCAUUGAUAAAGUGAAUCUUACGGAUAAACGAGUCCUCAUACGGGUAGACUUCAAUGUGCCACUGAAGGAUGGUAAAAUUACUAAUAACCAAAGAAUCGUUGCUGCUUUGGAUUCAGUUAAAUAUGCUCUUGAAAAGAAAGCUAAAUCUGUUGUUUUAAUGUCACAUCUGGGGCGUCCAGAUGGAAAACGAGAAAUGAAAUACACCUUAAAACCAGUCGCAGAAGAAUUGAAAUCUCUACUUGGAAAAGAAAUUUUAUUCUUAAAUGAUUGUGUUGGUUCAGAGGUCGAAGCUGCUUGUAGCAAUCCAGCACCUGGCACGGUUAUCUUACUUGAAAAUUUAAGAUUUCACAUUGAAGAAGAAGGUAAAGGAGUAGGAGCUGAUGGAAAUAAGGUAAAAGCAGACAAAGAAAAAGUGGAGGAAUUUAGAAAAUCGUUAAGAAAAUUAGGAGAUAUUUAUAUUAAUGAUGCCUUUGGCACAGCCCAUCGUGCUCAUAGUUCUAUGCUCGGUGAAGGAUACGAAAUUAGAGCUAGUGGUUUUCUUUUGAAAAAAGAAUUGAACUAUUUUGCCAAAGCAUUGGAUAAUCCAGAAAGGCCGUUCUUAGCGAUACUGGGAGGUGCUAAGGUUGCCGAUAAAAUACAGUUGAUUAAUAAUUUGCUAGACAAAGUUAAUGAGAUGAUCAUAGGCGGUGGAAUGGCUUAUACCUUUUUAAAAGUAUCGAAAAACAUGAAGAUUGGUAACUCGUUGUUUGAUGAAGAAGGUGCAAAAAUUGUUAAUGAUUUAUUAACAAAAGCUGAGAAAAAUAAAGUUCAAAUACAUCUACCCGUUGAUUUCGUUACCGCAGACAAAUUUGCAGAAAAUGCAGCAGUCGGCGCAGCAGAUCUUGAAAGUGGCAUACCUGACGGUUGGAUGGGCCUUGAUGUCGGACCAAAAUCACGGGAACUGUUUAGCGACCCUAUUAAGAGAGCAAAAACAAUUGUCUGGAAUGGACCUGCAGGUGUUUUUGAAUUCGAAAAUUUCAGUAAAGGCACGAAAGGCCUAAUGGACAACGUUGUAGAGGCGACGUCACAUGGUACCAUUACCAUAAUUGGGGGUGGUGAUACAGCCACUUGUGCUGCUAAAUGGGAAACAGAAGAUAAAGUAAGCCACGUAAGCACCGGUGGUGGUGCGAGCUUGGAGCUCCUCGAAGGCAAAGUCUUACCAGGAGUUGCAGCUCUUUCUUCGUUGUAAUUCUAAAUCCGAUAAAAUAUCAUCUACAUUUGUAGGUUUUAGUUAGUAUCGGUGCUUUAAAAACAUCGAUUUUACUUAAUUAUCAAUUUAGCAUCGAUAUUCAAUGGAACAAAUAGGCUGUUUAUUAAUUCUUCGUAAUAUAUGCCGUGUCGGUGUAAUUUAUGUUUAAAGAAUACCUGUAUCUGUUUAGUACAUAGUGUAAGAAAUACUUUGUCAAUGUUUACGACGAAGAGCAGUAUGAAAUAUAUUUAUAGUUAUACGACAGUAACGAUCGAUAUUAAGAGCAGCAGCAGCAGCAGCACUAGCACUACUACUACUAUUGCUAGUGUUUCGCGUGCAAUUUUUGUUAUUAGAAAUGAUGUACAAUAUUUAAUAAGCAUAUAUGGUAUAAUUCCUAUUAGGAUUGUGAAGGUAAAAAAGUAUGGCACAAAAAACAUCGGUAAUCGUACAAGUCAUGUAUGUACUAUACUUAAAUGAAAACAGUAUAAAGUGUAACACAAAUACACCUUCUGUACGAUAAAACAUUUAACAUAGUUCGAUCAAAAAGGAAAGAAAGAAAAGUGAUACAAUUGCCAUGGACUUUGCACUAUAAUAUGAAAUACCAUUAAAAGUAACGCAAUGUUAUUUUUCCCAAAUACAAUGGUAUUAUUAUAUAAUACAAUACAAUGCAGUGCUACUUAUAUUUUCAGAUAUAUGCAAAAAAUAAAUGUAACGCUUUACAUAUAGCAUAUACGUACAUACGUACGAUUAUCGA
Messenger RNA from Habropoda laboriosa, 2167 nucleotides. It is a transcript of the gene Pgk, whose product is annotated as phosphoglycerate kinase. Gene Ontology annotation, cellular component: cytosol. Lineage: Eukaryota; Metazoa; Arthropoda; Insecta; Hymenoptera; Apidae. Gene Ontology annotation, molecular function: phosphoglycerate kinase activity; ADP binding; ATP binding. Bases 166 to 1413 code for a protein of 415 amino acids. The transcript is spliced from 5 exons. The record is from RefSeq and is a predicted model, not a curated record. Gene Ontology annotation, biological process: gluconeogenesis; glycolytic process.